AUGGAAAUGCAGCAAAACUGCAGCAUUUCAUGCUUCUGGGAAACUCAGCCUCUUGGUUGUGUGAAGAUCAGUUGUAUCUUUUAUCACAGCAAACCUCGAAAUAUCAAUGGAUUAUUUUUGCCACCAAGUAGCAAUAUCACACCGCAGAAAGAAACUCAGGAAGGAAUUCCACCCCCAACCCAGAGUCAGGUACCUCUGAAACCUCAGGAGAAUAUAUCACGACCCAUUCACCAUCCCUUAGUUUUAAAAACAAACUUUGAGGAAGAAGAGGAGGAAGAAGAUGAACAAAAUGAUGCUUCUAGUUUAUGGACAAAGACUCCUGAAGAAAUUGAAGAAAAAAGAGCAAUAAAGGAGAUGUGUUAUAAAUCUGGUGAAUACUACAGAUUUCAUACUCCUCCACAUACUUUAUCAUCUAAAAGCAUAGCCUCUACGGUGGAAAAAGAGUUAGAAAAGCCUUUGGAAAAUGGCAGUGAAUUGCAGGAAGGGGACAGUCUGACAGUUCCAACAAAAUUCAGCCUAUUUGAAAGGCAAGGUGAGAUAAAAGCAUCACUGGAUAGGAAACCAAGGACUGACAGUGCUGCUUUUGAAAAUGGAGGAGGUGACUGCUACAUUCCACAGAGGAUCAUAUUUCUUGGAGUAGACGAAAAUGAAGCUUUAACUGAAGAGAAAGAAAUCACGAUGUCGAAAUGUUCAAAUGCUAAAGAUAACAAGGACAGUCCUCAUCCAAAGCGUUCCCUAACUACCCGACUAGUACCUACAACGCAUGUAUUAAAUGCUACUGAGAAUAUCAGUAUGAAGUGCAGAGAGGACCCCUCUUCAAUACAUGAUGUCCAGCCAGUGAGGAAGCCUCAUUUUAAAGGCGUGAAAAAAAGAAAAUGGAUUUAUGAUGAACCAAAGAACUUUCCUGGCCCAGGAAUGCAGAGAGCAGUACAGGCUCCAAAUCCCCAAAAUAAAAUGAGUUACCAUCGCAAUAAUAAAAACGGAAAUUCUGAGAAUGCCUCCUAUAUCCAUGUUCAGAGAGAUGCUGUCAGAACUGUCUCAAUGAAUGCACCUCCCCGCAGCAGGCCCACACACGGGUCCUACAAUAAAGUUGAUGUUAACAAGGAGCCCAAAUUCAACCUCUGUUCAGAUAAAUAUAUGUCAACAUCAUAUAAUGGUUCAGCCUGGCGAAAAAGAAUUCCUUUUUCAAAAACAUAUUCAAAAACUGAAAAGAUAUAUACAGAGCCAAGAAGAAAUGGGAGCAAGUAAACCUGGAGGUUGAAAGAAGAGAAUAAUG
Molecule: messenger RNA, 1276 nt
Organism: Balaenoptera acutorostrata (minke whale)
Lineage: Eukaryota; Metazoa; Chordata; Mammalia; Artiodactyla; Balaenopteridae
Gene: ZC3H11D
Product: chromosome 11 C12orf50 homolog
Exons: 12
Coding region: 1-1248 (415 amino acids)
Source: RefSeq, a predicted model, not a curated record